Messenger RNA from Saitoella complicata NRRL Y-17804, 1403 nucleotides. Its product is annotated as PCI-domain-containing protein. Bases 14 to 1360 code for a protein of 448 amino acids. Lineage: Eukaryota; Fungi; Ascomycota; Saitoellomycetes; Saitoellales; Saitoellaceae. The record is from RefSeq and is a predicted model, not a curated record. The transcript is spliced from 4 exons. Gene Ontology annotation, cellular component: COP9 signalosome.
GGACGACGUCGAAAUGAUCGAUGAGAAGCGAAGCACCAUUGUGGUGAAGGAGUUACCUCAAUUCGACUUGGAGUCGUGGAUUCAGAAUUACUCGGGCAACACCCAGAUUGUCCGUCUGCUUUUCAUCGCGGAGCGUUGUCCCGAACUUGCGGUCGACGCUCUAAAAGCCGCAAUCACUCUCAUCAAGGAGAAGAGUCUCGAUGUGAGACGGUAUAGCGACGCCGUCGAGCACCUCCAGCGAAUCUCCCCAGACGCAGUCGAAGCCAAACUCGAUGAUCAAUGGAUCGAGCAAACAUCACGAAAAGCCAGAUCGCAAACGGAGAAGCUGGAAAGUGAGCUGAAGAGUUACCGCAACAAUCUCAUCAAGGAGAGCAUCAGGAUGGGUCAUGACGACCUGGGAAAGCACUACUACAACAUCGGCGAUCUAUCAUCAGCACUAAAGUCAUAUUCACGGAUCCGAGAUUAUUGCACAACACCUACACAUAUCCUGUCUAUGUGUCUCGAGGUCAUCCGCGUUUCGAUCGAACUUCAUAACUUCAGUCAUGCUCAGGCGUACGUCAUCAAAGCACAGGGUCUCGCCGACAGCCCAGAAAAGGCCGAAGUGAGCCCUAUUUUGCAAGCCAGUAACGCCCUGGUUAGUCUGGAUGGAGGAAGAUAUCAGGACGCAGCCACGGCGUUCCUCAAUGUUAGUCCCUAUCUCGGUAUGCAGUACAACUAUAUCAUCGCACCACAGGAUAUCGCGACAUAUGCGACUCUUUGCGCACUAGCGACUUUUUCCCGUCAACAGCUUCGUUCGUCAUUAUUGGACUCACCCAGCUUCAAGCCAUUCCUGGAGUAUACGCCCCAUCUCCUCACUGCUGCGGAAGCUUUUUACGGGUCAAAGUACAGCACUUGCUUCGAUAUCUUGGAGAAGUACAAGAAUGACUUCUUGCUUGAUAUCUAUCUCAGUGAGCAUGUCGAAAAGUUAUACAAGGCGAUCAGGCAGAGAGCUUUGACCCAGUUCUUCCUGCCAUUCCAGAAAGUCAGCUUGGAGAAGAUGGCAAGCGUGUUCGCAACGUCUGUCGAGACUAUGGAGGAUGAGUUAGUCGGUCUGAUUCAGCAAGGCGUUAUCGAUGGGAGACUCGAUACACAGGAUAAGCUUCUCGCUGCUAAACAGAAGAAUCAAAGAACAGAGCUUUUCGUGAAGACUCGGAGUAUGGCUACGAAUUACGAGACUACAGCAAAACUCCUGCUUACGCAUGUUAAGCUUGUCCGGGCUGGUCUCGAUGUCAAGCAAGGCAAAAGUCAGAUACAGACGCAACAAGAGCAAGUUGAUUCGGGGGAACCAGAACCGAUGAUUGAGGACGAUGGCGCGUUUUGAUUGUGAGGUGGAAAGUUUCGAAACGUUGGGAUAAUGUGUGUGG